AUGACAAAUUCCGAUGUUGCUGGAAGAUUUUCGAUAUCUAAUCUUCCAAAAUCGUUCAUAAAAUUUCUUGAGGAUAAUGAAAUUGAUCCGUCUGUAUACUGUGUAAAUAACCUUCCAAGAUAUAUUCGGUUGACAGGUCCACUGCAGCAGCAGCUAACCUUAAAAGAGUUGCACGAACAAUUUAAUGGCCCGGUUUUGCCGGUGGAUGGAAUCGAUAAUUUUUUUAGAAUUGAUGCGAAAGAGAAAAUUGUGGAUUGUCAAACUUAUAAAGAUGGAAAGAUUUUUGGCAUGGAUUUAAGUUCCGGAAUGGCCGUUUACUCUCUAGACAUUAAGCCAGACGACCAUAUAUUAGAUUUAUGUUGCGCACCAGGCGCCAAACUAUGUAUGAUUGCAGAUUUGCUUGCUAAUCAAGGAGGAAUCGGGACGGUAACAGGCGUAGAUAUUUCUAAUCAUCGCGCCUCUAUCUGUAAAAAUUUGUUAAAGAAGUAUAAAGUGAAUCGAGCGAGGAUUUUUGUCGCAGAUGGUACACAAUUUUCUGUAAUGGCACCUUCAUAUUUAGAGCCUUUGAAACGUCUGGUAGAAGCAAACAACCGGAAAAACGAUGCUAAUAAAAAAGAGGAACAAAGACAGCAAACUAAGAAGUAUAAUAAUGACGAAAGAUUAGAGACUGAAUUGAUGGACAGCAGAAAAAGUGAUGUUAAACGUAGUCCCAUAAUUAGGCCUUUUUGGGCGCCGCAAAUACUACGAAGUGAUCCGCAGAUUAUCAAUGAAAAAUAUUUGUAUGAUAAGGUUAUUGUUGAUGCGGAAUGUACUCAUGAUGGAUCGAUUGCCCAUAUACUUAAAUAUGAAAAGUGGGGAUGGGAUGCUUUCGAAAAAAAUUUUAUGAAUCCUGACAGAAUCAAUAAUCUCUGGGAUCUACAACGCAAAUUAAUCAUAAACGCAUGGAAUCUACUAAAAACUGGCGGAAUCCUCGUGUAUAGUACGUGUAGUUUAUCGCGGAAACAAAACGAGGAUGUGAUUGGAUGGUUUCUAAGUGAACAUAUGAAUGAUGCUAUAUUAGAACCUAUACCUAGUAUAGGAACAUUGAAAACGGCACCAUUAAGAAAUAAUAAUAAUAUUGAUAUUUCAAAUGCUGUUCGUUUCGAUCCUUUAAUUUCAAAUACUUCGGGAUUUUUUGUUGCAAGAAUUAGAAAACAAUAA
Messenger RNA from Ambispora leptoticha, 1200 nucleotides. The record is from the annotation of a GenBank genome assembly. Lineage: Eukaryota; Fungi; Glomeromycota; Glomeromycetes; Archaeosporales; Ambisporaceae.